AUGCUAUCAUCACAUAUAGACGCGGACAUUCAUCACAAUAGCAACGAUAACACGAGAGCGACGUUAAAAUGUCGAUAUCAACAAUAUGAUGCAGCCAUUAUGGAUCAACGUAAGAAUAGACCCAAGUUGAAAUUGGAUGACUUUCAUUUACUAAGAACCCUCGGCACGGGUUCAUUCGGAAGAGUUCAUCUGGCUCAAUCAAGGCAUAAUGGUAGAUACUAUGCAAUCAAAGUAUUGAAGAAGACAGAAGUUGUCAGAUUAAAGCAAGUGGAACACACAAACAAUGAAAAACAUAUCCUCGAGUCUGUAGCAAACCCCUUCUUGGUUAACCUAUGGGGCACUUUCCAAGAUGAUGCUAAUCUCUAUAUGGUAAUGGAUUAUGUUCCCGGUGGUGAGUUGUUUAGUGUCUUGAGGAAAAGCAAACGAUUUCCAGACCAUGUUGCAAAAUUUUAUGCAGCAGAAGUUACCUUGGCAAUUGAAUAUCUUCACAAUAAGAACGUCAUUUACAGGGAUUUGAAGCCAGAAAAUUUAUUAUUGGACGCUAAUGGACAUAUUAAAAUUACAGACUUUGGAUUUGCAAAAUACGUACCAGACAUCACAUGGACCUUGUGUGGUACGCCUGACUACUUGGCUCCCGAGGUCAUUCAGUCAAAAGGAUAUGGCAAAGCAGUUGAUUGGUGGAGUUUGGGUAUUUUGAUAUUUGAAAUGUUGGCAGGCUAUCCACCAUUUUAUGAUGACGAUCAUCUCAAGCUGUAUGAAAAAAUCUUACAAGGCAAAAUUCGUUGGCCAUCUUACUUUGACCCAAAUGCUAAAGAUUUACUCAAGCAUCUCUUAACCUCUGAUCUAUCUCGUCGUUAUGGUAACCUCAAAAAUGGUGCCGAUGAUAUCAAAAACCAUCCUUGGUUCCAAGGUGUUGAUUUUGACAGAGUAGCUAAUCGACAAAUCAGAGCUCCUUAUAUUCCUCAAAUACGUGGAGAUGGUGAUGCAAGUCACUUUGACAGGUAUCCAGAGACAAACGAACAGUAUGGCGCACCAUGUCAAGAUAUUUACAGAGACAAGUUCCCUGACUUUUAA
Messenger RNA from Rhizopus microsporus ATCC 52813, 1074 nucleotides. RefSeq names its product camp-dependent protein kinase catalytic subunit PkaC1. The transcript has 2 exons. Bases 1 to 1074 code for a protein of 357 amino acids. Gene Ontology annotation, biological process: peptidyl-serine phosphorylation. The record is from RefSeq and is a predicted model, not a curated record. Lineage: Eukaryota; Fungi; Mucoromycota; Mucoromycetes; Mucorales; Rhizopodaceae. Gene Ontology annotation, molecular function: ATP binding; cAMP-dependent protein kinase activity. Gene Ontology annotation, cellular component: cAMP-dependent protein kinase complex; nucleus.